Molecule: messenger RNA, 2130 nt
Organism: Caenorhabditis remanei
Lineage: Eukaryota; Metazoa; Nematoda; Chromadorea; Rhabditida; Rhabditidae
Exons: 10
Coding region: 1-2130 (709 amino acids)
Cellular component (GO): membrane
Molecular function (GO): G protein-coupled peptide receptor activity
Source: RefSeq, a predicted model, not a curated record
AUGUCUCUGGAAUCUAUAGUGACCCAAAUUUGCAGCUUCCUAGUGCAGCUCCUUGCCAAAAUCAUCCCCUAUCUAGCGGUGAUUUCUAUCACAGUAAACUUCUGCCACGUCAUCGUGCUAUUCCAACGUGGCGUGACGUCAUCAUCAAUGAAUACGUUGCUCAUUGGGAUUGCUAUAGUUGAUAUAUUAUCUCCUAUGGUGUAUGUAAAGCGGGGUGUGGAGAAUUUAGUGGAUGUUUGGCAGGAUUUUUGCCAAAUCCCUAGCUACAAUGAUGUCUUAAUCGACCUGAUCCUUGGCUCAUUAUCUGAAAACUUUCGGAGAUGCUCCACGUGGCUCGGUCUACUCCUGGCAGUCACUAGAACCGUCUCGGUUAAGCUGGCCGUCGGAAAAAACUCCGCGCUGCUAACCCAAUCAAAAUUCGGAGUCAUCCUCAUCAUAUGUACAGUAAUCCUCAGCAUGCCGAUAGCCAUACCGUACCUGAUACGGUAUCAAAUUGUGGAAAGUGCCCCGCAGUCUUGCCAGCUGGCUACCGGGCAAUCGAUGAUGGUUACCAGGUACACCAUACAGGAAUUUGCGAAGAAUAAGACGGUGGUGAUUGGUGGAUCGGCGAGGACGGUGCAUAUUUUGUUGACCGGAGUUUUUGGGCAGCUCAUCCCUUCGGUCCUUUUCCCCAUAUUCGCUUCAAUUCUGAUCUACGAGUUACGGCAGCCUGAUAAGAAGAAUUCCAAGACAGUGAAGACUGACAAAAUUAGCAAAAUGGUUGUAUAUAUGACUGUGACAUUUCUAGUUAUCGAGUUUCCAAUUGGUGUCGGGAAAAUAUUCAAUUCGAUGCAGACUGAGUCUAUCCUCGCCAUCCUUCUCAACCUAUUUCACAUUUUCGUACUGACCCGUCGGAUGAUGACGUCAUCAGCGGUGACAUCGUUAUUGAUAGGGAUCGCUGUGGUGGAUAUACUAUCUCCAGUUUAUUAUGUGAAGAUUGGUGUGAAGGAUUUGAUUUUUCCGGGGCCAUGUAUCCCUCCACGCGGCUACUUUGAAACUGUCUUCAACUGGACUUUAUUAGCGAUCCGAGAUAACUGCCGCCGGUGUUCCACGUGGUUUGGCUUAGAGCUCGCGGCAAUUCGCAUGUUGUCCCUGAAACUUGCCUUAAGGAAACAUACCACUACACCACUACAAUACCACUACGUCACUACAGUACCCCUACACCGUUACAGUACCACUACACUACUAGAGUACCACUACAUCACUACAGUGCCACUACAUUACUACAGUACCACUACACCAUUACAGUACCACUACACCACUACAGUACCACUACGUCACUACAGUACCCCUACACCGUUACAGUACCACUACACUACUAGAGUACCACUACAUCACUACAUUACCACUACACCAUUACAGUACUACUACACCACUACAGUACCACUACAUCACUACAAUACCACAGCUACAGUACCACUUUUAUUUUCCAGAUUCAACUUUAUCACGGAGUCCCCCUUUGGUCUUAAGACAAUGGUUAUCACGGUUCUCGUCAGUUGCGGGAUUUCGAUAUUCUACGUUUUCCGCUAUCAAGUGGUGCCUGAUCCGGAUUGGAUUUUUAUACCAGGCUGCCACAAUCCCCGGGACAUUCAAUACUAUGUCGAUGAGAUCGAGGGAAACGCAAAGGCUCCUGGCAGGGCUAGACAACUUCAUUUGUUGCUCACUGCGGUUUUGGAGAAGAUUCUGCCAUCCUUCUUAUUUCCGAUUAUUGGCGUUGUAUUGAUCUGCGAGUUGGGGAAGGCGAGGAAGCUGGUGGAAGAUGUCAGGAAGGCGUCGACUAGUGUGAGAGGCACCGAGAAAAUGAACAAACUAGUCAUCCACAUGACCCUAACCUUCAUCAUCAUCGAAUUCCCAAUUGGCAUCUGCAAACUUCUCACAGCUACCAAAGACAGCUAUGAGGAUGCAGUAAUCCCCGAGAGCAUCACCAAGCUAUUCAACAUGAUCUACGUACCAAUGACCGCCACGCACUGCUUCAUCUGCUAUAGAAUGUCGUCACAGUAUCGGGAUACUGUACGCAAGAUUUUGGGAAUGAAGAAGGCUAGUGUGCAUCCAGGGAGCUCCAUCGGGAACUCGAUGGGGACUGUACAAUAG